GUAGGUGCCUGAAAAUCUAAAAACAAACGAAUUUUGCCCUUUUUGAGCAAAUUUUGGCAAGGGAUAAUUAAAACAUCAUGUAUUUAAAAUAUACGAAAAACAACGAAAUUUUUAAAUUGGCGCUCUACGACGUCAUCGUUUAUAACCACCUUAAAGAGGAUAGAACGUUAGCGAACCUAUCCUCUUUAUGUUUAAAUAAAAUAAUGUCCAAAAGGCCAGAAACAAACGGUAACGGCAUACAAGUAAACAAGGGUGUAUUAGUGAAUAACAGUGAAGUAAAUCCGCAGGACAAUUCGUUCUUGGACGUUGUUGUAGGACCUUUAAACGCCAAACGUUGGACUUCGCUUAAAGACGCUUUUUCCUGCAAAACUAACCAGCACUUUGUCACGAAAUUAUUGGAUUUAGCACAAGAACAUCUAAGCAAAAAUGGCGUUGAACCACCCACAAUUAAAAGGCAUAACAAAUCACCCAAGAAAAAAUCAAAAAAGAGCAAAAUGGAAAUAGUAAAUGAUGCUAGCAAGAUAAACGAAAAAGAGAAAAACAAUGGAAUAUCUCAUGUUAAUAUUAAUACUGAAAUGGACAAUAAUCCCUUGAAUUUAAACUCUGAACCAAAUUCCAUAAAAUAUGAAAAUUUAGAAAGAAAUAAUGAUAUUAGACCAAUAAUUGAAAAGCAAAUUAAAAAGGAAUGUAAAAAGAAAGAACCAGAAAUACCCAUCAAGUCAGUUGAACCAAACGUAAAUAGUAAAAGCUCUGAUAGUAAAUUACAAACUUGCAUUCACUGUAAAACACACCAUGAAGAAGAGACUUGCCCUUUAAUUUACCCAAAAUACAUUAUUAGCGAUUCACUUUCUCAAAAUGAAUGGCAAAGUAAAUAUAAACAACUCUAUGAUGACCCUACAACACCCAACAUUAAAACCGAAAAAGAUGGAGAACAUCCAAAUGAAGAUAUGAAAAUAGAAAAUAGUUUUUCCAAAUUAUCACUUCCAGAUUGCUUAUAUUUGGAUGAUACAAACACAGACCAUGGUCUUGGGGUUUUUAUCAGAUACCAAAUAUCAUCUUUUACUCAAAUGGGGCCACUUAUUGGAAAUCUAAUAAAGGAAGUAGACAUUUCAGAAGACAGCAGCAUGAGAUUUAUAUGGGAAAUGAGUGCUUCAGAUACUGAAGCAAAUACUAAGCCCACUUAUUUUAAUACUGAAGAUUUAGAAGGCUCCAAUUGGAUUAGAUUUAUAAGGCCUGCUCCAAGCAGGGAGGAGAAAAAUGUUUCUGUGAUUUUUAAGGAGGAUAAGUUGUAUUUCAUUACUGUUAAUGAUUUGAAAGUAGGAGAUGAGCUGCUUUAUUGGCAGGAUAAUAGUAAUAAUAGCAAAAAGAAGCUAGAAAAAACAUCUUGUGGGGGAUGUAACAUGACAUUUAGUCACCCAAUUUAUUACAGAACUCAUUGUUCAGUUUUUCAUGAUAUUAGAUUUAGUUUAACAAUUCGGAAAUAUCAUUGCAAAAUAUGUGGAGAAGCUGUUUUGGGGAAAGAAAAUAUAAUGAAACAUGCAGCUGAAUUGCACAAUGGGCAAGGAGCAUAUCAAUGUCAAUUUUGUAAAAAGUAUUUCUUGAGACUUAAUUAUUUAGAAAUGCAUAGAACAUAUGGUUGUUCAGCAAACCCACAUAGAUCCAGACCUUUAUGCGAUUUUUGCGGGAGAAAAUUUUGCCAACCUCAAAAAUUAAAAGUGCAUAUAAAACGUAUGCAUAGUGAUUUUUCUGUUGUGCUAAAGGAAUUUCAAUGCAAAAUAUGUAUGAAAAUACUUGGAUCUCCAGUAGCUGUGCAAAGACAUUUGAAAGAAGUCCAUCAAAAGCAACUUGAUGGAACUUGUUCAUGCAGUAAAUGUGGAAAACAUUUCCAGAAUAAAUCAAAUUUAAAAAUUCAUAUGUUAACACAUAGUGGUAUCAAACCUUUUAAAUGUUCCACAGGUAAUUGUAAUGCCGCAUUUACAACAAAACAAUGCCUGCAAUUCCAUUACAAAAAAGUGCACAACUACACUGAAGAAAACAUGCCCAAAAUCGAACGCAGUAUAGACUACUCAUUUGAAGCUUAUAGUGGAUCUAGAAAACAACAGCAACAGGAGGCAGAAUACAAUAAAAAUUCAGAGGAAGAACAGAAAAAUAGUGACGUGGACAUUGACGAAGACAGUCUUGACAUCAAAAGUAUUGAUGAUCCACCUGCUUUGCAGUCACCAUUGGUCAUGGACGACCAAUCACAACCCGAAUCGUGCUCUCCUCCACACUUGGAGACAUAUAACAUCCCCCCACCAACUUCAAACCUAAAAGUAUUAACCAAAGGCUCCAAGAAGUGGAUUGCCGACGAACCAAUUCAACUAUCGAAAUCGGACUUGUACCAUUUGGACCACAAGACCAGAGAUGACGUUAACAAUAUCUCGUUGCACGACGAUUUUUACGAUAGAAAGAAAUUAAGCACUUUGAACGAUUACGGCAGAAGUCAGGAGGCGUCGAACGCCAGUUUACUGGUAGAGGCGGCCUUGGACUCGGUGUGCAGCGAGCCGAACAUCGACAUAGAUGUCGGCACCAGUCCCAACUGCGCAGACUCUUUGGUAAACAAUUUGUACACACUUGCGCCGCACGAGAAUCUCAACGAAUACAACACUAAUAUGUGCAUUAACGACUCCCGCGACAUAAAUCUAAUAUCCCCAUCAGUUAACGAUCACAUAUCGGUCACAGACGAGUUAAAUGACGAACUAAGACAAAGUCAAAAUAUCGGAAUAGAUUACUCGAACUUUCAGCAGGAGGAUUUUAGCCCUGCAAGCAGUCCAAGUGCGCAUGAGCGGUCUAGUUUCGUCAGAAACUACAUCAAUACUCUAUCCCCGCAUAAUUACAAUCACGGGAAAAUAUCGCCUGCUUCCAGUCCACCUAGGUACGAUUUUGGCCACACUGUAACAAAUGAGCAUCUUUCUUCGGACGAUAGCAACGGAAUGGCCGCUCAAAAUUUGAGCAUACACAAUUCCAAAAACGGGUUGCAGUUGGACUUAUCCAUCUAUAAGUCGCCGUACAAAUUUGAAUCCCAAGAUUACCUAAGAAAGGAGCUGAGGAUGAAGUUUGACACCGAAAUAAGCAGAAAAAUACAAAUGCAAAAUAUCGAUAACGUCUCCAAAAUAUAUAACGCUUUAGAUUCAGAUGACGUCGAGAAUAUGACCCAACACGAACUCGCAAAUAACAUGCAAGAAUUGGAGGAAAACGUUAAAAAUUCGGAUAACCACGAUAGAUCUAAAUAUACCGAUGAGUUACCCAGCGAUAUUAGAGGCAAAUUCGACCUGGAUUUGGAGAUGAGGCUUAAGCAAUACGAGGGUAUAGACAGCGAAAUACUUAGGCAAAGAAAUAGUACUUAUGAGAGCACACCCUCGGAGGUAGACUUUAGAAGCAAAAAUUACGAUUUAAUAGACAGCAUGGAACUUAGAAACAAAUCCUACGAUAACAUAGACAACGAGUUUAGAACGGAGAGAAAUUUUGAGCCGCUAUUGUUGAACUCCACCGAACUGCAAGGAUUAGACAUGUCGGCAAGAAGUUUCCAUAACUACUCCAACAUAAAUCGGUAUCAUCACUUAUAUCCCGAGGUGGAUAGAGUCGAUUUAAGACUAAAUUAUAGCCCACCCCCUCCUUCGUACACCCACGCGGACAUCCUAAGAGUUGUUUCGCUAGAUUUAACUCCUCCAGGUAGACACAGCGUGGAUCUGAGCUUGCGCAGUCACCCACUGCACACCAGAGGUCUGUUAGGCGAACCAAAUCCUCACCGACUAAUCGACCAGGGCCGCAUUCUACCCUCGGAAUUAUCCUCGACUCGAUUAUUAAGCGAUUCCGGUCCCAGGAUUCUGUCCGACCACACCACAAACCGGAUUCUUUCCAGCAACGAACAACUUUCAUCGAACCACCUUAUUAAUACCGAAAGCAACAGGUUGCUUUCAGACGAGUCCAGAAUUUUGACAGAUCAACCCAGGCUUUUAGAGCAAUCAAGGUUGCUGGGUGAAAGUAGAAUUUUACAACCAUCAGCGUCAAACGAUACUGUGUCUCCUGUGCCGGGGUUUUCUGGUUAUUCCGUGUCUCAAGGCCCUUAUCAUCCCACACCUAUUCCAGCAAGGCCACAUGUUAAUUCCCCCACGCCAACACCCUACCAUCCUUAUCCUUCAUAUUAUUAAUUGUUAUUUAUUUGUAAAUAUCUAGUCAUUAAACAG
Messenger RNA from Brassicogethes aeneus, 4226 nucleotides. Lineage: Eukaryota; Metazoa; Arthropoda; Insecta; Coleoptera; Nitidulidae. The record is from the annotation of a GenBank genome assembly.